UCCCUAAUCCUGUGAGGUGCUCGUAUUUCCUGCCUCCGCUUAAUCCGCAUGUGGCCCCCAGCUCUGACCACACACACACACACAGAGGGCCCCUCAGACUCUCGAUAUAAAAACCCCUCUGUAUGUACAUUGGCCAUUCUGCGUAUCCCAGCCUGUUGUGUCGAGUGAUACCACAUUUUCAUACAGUGGCGUGAUCCGUCAGUGAACAGCUCCUCGUAUUUUGGGCGCGGGUGUGACGGUCCUUGAAUGCAGCACGAGAUGUCAGAUGUGGAAGAGGAGUACGAGUGAGUAGAGCCCCAUCCCUCCGUAGGUCAUUUCCCAGGAUUCCACUUCUGUGAUGUUGACUGAGAUGUUUGUCUUCCUGUCCCUUCUCCUCUUCUCUGCAGGGAGCGUGAUGCUGAAGAGGAGCUGGAGGCCGAGCUAGAGGAGCAGGAGGAGCCUGAAGCGGCAGAGGAGGAUGGAGAAGAUCAAGACGCCCAGGAAGAAGAACGCCCCAAACCCAAACCCAUGAUGCCUCAACACGUCGCUCCAAAGAUCCCAGAGGGCGACAGGGUGGACUUUGAUGACAUCCACAGAAAGCGCAUGGAGAAGGACCUCCUGGAGCUGCACACUCUGAUUGACGUCCACUUUGACCAGAGGAAGAAGGACGAGGAAGAGCUCAUCAGCCUCAAGGACCGGAUUGAGCGCCGUCGCUCAGAGAGAGCUGAGAUCCAGAGGGUGAGAACGGAGAAGGAGAAGGACCGGCAGAACAGGAUCGCGGAGGAACGUCACAGAAAAGAAGAGGAGGAGGCCAAGAAGAAGGCCGAAGACGACCUCAAGAAGAAGAAAGUACUGACUGGCAUUGGAGCGAACUUUGGAGGCUUCCUGGCCAAGGCAGAGACGAGGAAGGGCAAGCGUCUGACCGGCAGAGAGAUCAAGAGGAAGACUCUGACCGAGAGACGGAAGCCGCUGAGCAUCGACAACCUGAGGGAGGAGUCUCUCAAGGUGCAGGCCCAGGAGAUGUGGAACUGCAUCUACCAGCUGGAGUCUGAGAAGUUUGACUUCAUAGAGUACAUGAAGCACCAGAAGUAUGAGAUUAUCGUGCUGCUGAACAGAAUCCAACACGCUCAGAAAUUUAAAAAGAUCCACGGCAAAGGCAAGGUGGGAGGUCGCUGGAAGUAAAUCAGAGGGGCGCAAAGUAUACAGAGAGAGAACAAGGAGGGGGGGCACUGUUUCCUGCCGCCGUGUGGACCUUUGCUGUGUGUGUGUGUGUGUGUGUGUGUGUGUGUGUGUGUGUGUGUGAGAGAGAGAUAUUUGAUGU
Pungitius pungitius (ninespine stickleback) is the source of this 1300-nucleotide messenger RNA. RefSeq names its product troponin T type 1 (skeletal, slow) (gene tnnt1). Lineage: Eukaryota; Metazoa; Chordata; Actinopteri; Perciformes; Gasterosteidae. The record is from RefSeq and is a predicted model, not a curated record. The transcript is spliced from 14 exons. Gene Ontology annotation, molecular function: tropomyosin binding; troponin T binding. Gene Ontology annotation, cellular component: troponin complex. The coding region runs from base 508 to 1161 and encodes 217 amino acids. Gene Ontology annotation, biological process: slow-twitch skeletal muscle fiber contraction; sarcomere organization; regulation of muscle contraction.